AAAGAUUCAUUGUGACAGAGCAGAUAACUGUUCCAGGCACCCAAGGCUGAAUACGUGCUCGCGGUUGGUAUACUCAAUUGAACCUGUACCAUUAAUUCUCUCCCUAGGUGAGAUUCCUGGCUGUGGCCUAUGGGCCUCUGAGGAGGCAUUGUAAGUCUGCCCAGCUUCCCACUCACUGUGUCAGCACUCAAUGGGAAGGGAACCAAGGUACCAGGCCAAGUGGGUCCAGACAUUGACACAGAUUCUGAGUGGGCAGGCCAGGCUUUGUCCAGCCACCAGCCACAGCCUCCAGACAGUACAAGGAUGGAAGUCAAAGGUCAGCUGAUCAGCUCCCCUUCCUUCAAUGCCCCAGCUGCCCUGUUUGGAGAGGCUGCCCCCCAGGUGAAGUCAGAGCGUCUUCGAGGGCUGCUUGACCGCCAGCGGGCCCUGCAAGAGGCUCUGAGCCUGAAGCUUCAAGAGCUCAGAAAAGUCUGUCUGCAGGAGGCGGAGCUAACUGGCCAGCUGCCCCCUGAGUGCCCACUGGAGCCUGGUGAACGUCCUCAGUUGGUACGCCGGAGGCCCCCUGCAGCACGUGCCUACCCUCCACCACACCCGAACCCAGUACACCACUCCUUGUGUCCUGCUGAGGAGCUGGCUCUUGAGGCCCUGGAGCGUGAGGUGUCUGUGCAGCAGCAGAUUGUAGCUGCUGCCCGCCGCCUGGCCCUGGCCCCUGACCUUACUGGAGAGCAGAGGCGGCGGCGGCGCCAAGUGCAGGUGGAUGCCCUGUGGAGGCUGCACGAGCUGGAAGAGCAGCUCAGGGACUUCCCCCGCCUUGGCCUCCCGGUGCUGCCACUCUCUGCAGGAGCAUUAGUCAAUGCCCAGGGUGUCUGCAUGGGCACACGCCUUGCUCAGUUCAGUCAAGAGGAUGUAGUUCUGCAUUCGGAGAGCAGCUCCCUCUCAGAGUCAGGGGCCAGCCAUGAUAAUGAGGACCCUCAUAGCUGCUACUCUCUAACUGAGCGCCCCUCACCACCAAAGGCCUGGGACCAGUUUCGGGCAGUAUCCGGAGGGAGCCCUGAGCGGCGAGCCCCAUGGAAACCUCCCCCUUCAGAUAUUUAUGGGGACCUGAAGAGCCGGCGCAACUCUGUGGCCAGCCCCACCAGCCCCACCCGCUCGCUGCCCAGGAGUGCCUCCAGUUUUGAGGGGCGAAGUGUGCCUGCCACCCCUGUCCUCACCCGGGGCACUGGCCCCCGGCUUUGCAAACCAGAAGGCCUCCAUUCUCGCCAGUGGUCGGGUAGUCAGGACUCACAGAUGGGCUUUCCUCGGCCUGACCCUGCUUCAGAUCGGGCCUCCCUCUUCACAGCUCGCACCCGCCGCAGCAAUAGCUCUGAGGCCCUGCUGGUGGACCGGGCAGCUGCUGGGGGAGCAGGAUCUCCACCUGCCCCCCUGGCUCCCCCUGCUGCUGGUCCCCCAGUCUGCAAGAGCAGUGAGGUGCUGUAUGAGCGCCCCCAACCAGUCCCUGCCUUCUCCUCCCGCACCGCUGGUCCCCCAGACCCUCCUCGGGCUGCCCGACCUAGCUCAGCUGCCCCUGCAUCCCGUGGACCCCCCCGACUCCCACCUGUGUGUGGAGACUUCCUCUUGGACUAUUCAUUGGACCGGGGCUUGCCCCGUGGUGCUGGUGGGGCAGGUUGGGGGGAUUUGCUGCCUGCUCCUGAAGUCCCAGGACCCCUUUCCCGCAGAGAUGGGCUCCUUGCCAUGCUCCCUGGUCCUCCACCCAUAUAUGCAGCUGAUGGCAGCAGCCCCCUUCUCCGCAGCAAAGACCCCAACACCCGUGCCAUUCGUUCCAGGCCCUGUGGCCUGCCCCCAGAAGCUGUGGAGGGUCUGGAAGUGCAUCCAAACCCAUUACUCUGGAUGCCGCCACCCACCCGGCUACCUCCAGCUGGUGAGCGAGGCGGCCAUAAGAACCUUGCCCUGGAGGGGCUCCGGGACUGGUACAUCCGGAAUUCAGGACUGGCCAUGGGGCCCCAGCGCCGACCUGUGCUUCCACAUGUGGGCCCAACACACGCACCCUUCCUCCAUGCCCGCUGCUAUGAAGUGGGCCAGGCACUAUAUGGUCCUCCCAGCCAGGCACCGCUCCCGCACUCGAGGAGUUUCACAGCACCCCCUGUCUCCGGCAGAUACUACACGGACUUCCUGUAUCCCCCGGAGCUGAGCGCUCGUUUAAGUGACCUGACGCUAGAGGGGGAACAGUCUUCCAGUUCUGAUCCCCAGACCCCAGGGACAUUGGUCUGACCCUUCCUGAUAAGCCUCUUGUUGGUCUGGACAUAGUCCAGUCUGGGGAACAUACAGUCAACCUCGCUGAGCCCUGGGAUGUGGUUGCUCUUGGUUCUGAGGGACAACUGCUUGAUCUCACAGGACCCCUGGCUUCUUUGGGGCCCAGAAGGAUGUCUGAUACUCCUGCAUCUCUUCUCAUCCUGUGCUGGGGGACUGGAGGGCCCCAGCUAGCUUCAAAGAGGGGGAUGAUGGUUUGGGGACUAUGCCCCUUCCUCCAUUUCUGUUUACAGUUGUGAUUUAGUAUUCACUGUCUUUGCCCAACACUAGGUAUUUUAUAAAAGGGAAGCUGUGAGCUCAGUCCUGGUUGGGUUCAUUCCUGUCCCUAUGCCCAGCCUGUUCCAUUUAGGAGCCACCACCCCACCUCAACAAAAUGGACCAUAUAGAGUCUCGGGGGUUAAGAGACCGCUAUGAAGAGAACUCCCUGCCUUCUCCCACUAGAGUUCUUGGACAGAUGGGCUCCUGUCCACAUUUGGAAGGACGGAAGUCUAGGUGGGGUGAACUCCCUGCCUCCUCCCACUAGAGUUCUUGGACAGAUGGGCUCCUGUCCACAUUUGGAAGGACGGAAGUCUAGGUGGGGUGCCUGAAGGAGCUGUUGUCUCCGUCUCUCCCCGUGGCCUCUGUGCUGACCUUCCCCGGUCAGGAGGUUAUACAAGAGUGUGUCAAGAAGCAGAGCCAUUUGAGUAUGUCCCAUCCUGGGAUGCUGCAGUGGUUAAACCUGGCAACUGGUCGAUGCCAGCAAAACCCUCAGGUGACAUCUGGCCAUGGGCCACAGGCCACAUCAUGUCCUCCUUGACAUUCCUCUAUUUACCACUUUUUAAACAAAUCCACAUAAGCUGUGUUUUCUAUAUUGUGUGUGACUUUCUGGAACUGGGGGUUCCCCUACCCCCUUUACCUGGUGUUAAAUUUUCUUUUUGUAUCAAUGGAUCUGGGCCCAAGACACUACUCACACUGGAAGGGGAUUUCUAUAAUAAAUGUAUAAACUGAA
Molecule: messenger RNA, 3295 nt
Organism: Microtus oregoni (creeping vole)
Lineage: Eukaryota; Metazoa; Chordata; Mammalia; Rodentia; Cricetidae
Product: coiled-coil domain-containing protein 120-like
Source: RefSeq, a predicted model, not a curated record